Messenger RNA from Ilyonectria robusta, 2786 nucleotides. RefSeq lists its product as uncharacterized. The transcript is spliced from 2 exons. Gene Ontology annotation, biological process: DNA-templated transcription; regulation of DNA-templated transcription. Lineage: Eukaryota; Fungi; Ascomycota; Sordariomycetes; Hypocreales; Nectriaceae. The record is from RefSeq and is a predicted model, not a curated record. The coding region runs from base 37 to 2481 and encodes 814 amino acids. Gene Ontology annotation, molecular function: zinc ion binding; DNA-binding transcription factor activity, RNA polymerase II-specific; DNA binding.
GUUCCGCCGUAGGCCUUGUUCCAUUCAACCCACGCAAUGUCUUCUCCGCGCGCAGUCUCGGCUCGCCAGCGCAAGCCUGCGGUCGAGGAUACAGAGGCUCGCGCCCAAUCCGAGACGAAGCGGAGGAAGAUCCGGAAGGGAACCCACAGCUGCUGGGAGUGUAAGCGGCGGAAGAUGAAGUGCAUCUUUGACCCACUCGUGAAUGGCUCCUGUAACGGCUGUCGGCGACGGGGAUCCAAAUGUGUCGGUGAGGAGUUUUCUGAGGAGGUCUCACCGCACUUGGACAAGACAGAUCGCGUUAUGAGGGUUGAAACUCUGGUUGAUCAAUUGAUUCAGCAGACUGGGGGUAACGGUACAACUUCCGACAGACGAACACCCAUGACGCCAAGCGAAGAUGGUAGAAGAACGGACCCUGUCCUUCUCACUCCCGCCUCAAUGGACUCGGAGUCACUGCCAUUUCUAGCCUUCUAUAAAUCCUCCAAUGAUCGCACAAUCAAAACGGGAAGCCCUCCAGCUGAUUCCGAACUGAACAAUCCCCAAUCUGCUGGCUUUGCUCAAGCCCCGCAAGGGAAAUACGAGAAGCUGUCUCAGUUUCUGCAUAAAUCACUACCCUCGCGAGAGUAUACGGAGAAGAUCCUCAAAGCCAACCACCGCCAUUCCGUUCUCGCCUAUGAAAUAUUGUCAAUUUCAUACACUACCCUGGAGCAGACCGGCCUGAAAACGCCCGACACUCUGCUAGACAUACCCGGACGGAAUAUCCAUCCUGUUCUGAUAGCGAGGUAUAUGCUCCAGCUAGCCAUCUUCCUGCAGCAUCUCAGCCCGGAUCUCCACGAGGAUAUGGAAGGGUUAUCGGAACCGCCGCGCGCAACCAUGCAACGACUGGCAGAUCUCGCCAUCAGUCUUGUCACGACAAAUGAAGACCUUCUUGGCAGUAUCGAAGGCCUCGAGUGCGUCAUGAUCGAGAGCAUGUAUCAGGCGAAUAUCGGGAACCUCCGACGCAGUUGGGUAGCAGGUCGGAGAGCGAUGGGUAUUGCACAGCUAAUGGGCCUCAACCGAUCGGAUCGCGCACAGUACAAGGUGCUUGAUCCUAAGUCGAAGCAUCGCCCGCAACACAUGUGGUUCCGGAUUCUCUUUUUAGACCACCACCUAAGUCUCAUGUUAGGCCUUCCUCAGGGUUCCCUCGAUCGCGGUGUAGCUUCAGAUGCGAUGCUUGCCAAUGACACUCCUCUAGGACGCCUUGAGCGAAUACACUGCGCUCUUGCUUCCCGGAUCCUAGAGCGUAACGAAUCCAACAUCAGCUCCCAUCACCUCACCGUAACGCGAACCCUCGACGUGGAGCUACAGAGAGCGGCCAGAAGCCUCCCCAGCAAGUGGUGGCUAGCACCAGACCUAGCAACGGCCUCGCUCGACUCGCAAGCUCUAUUCUGGGAAAUGCAGCGCCUCUUCGCGCAGGUUCUACACUAUAACCUUUUGAACCAGCUCCAUCUGCCUUAUAUGCUUCGCUCCUCGUCGACCGAGCGCAAAUACGAGUACUCCCGCAUUACUUGCGUGAAUGCCUCGCGGGAAGUGCUGUCGCGAUUCAUCACACUGCGCAGUUUCAACCGAAUCGCCUUCAGCUGUCGCAUGGUCGACUUCCUGGCUCUCAUGGCCGCCAUGACGUUGCUGCUCGCCCACCUAGACAGUCACCGUUCUUCAGGAGCUGAGAACCUCCUGGCUCACCAGUAUCUUAGCGAUCGCGCCAUGAUCGAACAGGCGCAGGAAAAUAUGAAGGAGAUUAAUCGCCUCAACUCAGAUGCGCUGAGUGCACAGAGCGCCGACCUGCUGCGUCGGCUGCUGGCCAUCGAGAUUGACACGGCGGAUGACGAUUCAAGUCAAGGCGGGAGAGUCAGUGUGCAGGAAGCAGGGGCCGAGACGACAUUGCCAGGCCAGGAUGACGAUGGUAUUGUGAGCGUACACAUUCCUUACUUUGGCAUUAUCAAGAUUGCUCGCGAGGGCGUGAGCAGGGAGGUUCCCAACGUCCACGUUACUGCAGCAACUAAUCGCCAAACUCAGCCGCCGGUAGUGGGCAAGCCCGGUCCAAACAGCGCGGAAACAUUGCGUGCAGAGCCUGCGGUGUGUCUCUCUGGGUUACCUGGACCCGGUGGAAGUGGAAAUACUGAGGGAAUGAGGCCCGUUAUUCAGUGCUACAGCUAUCUUGAGGCACCUUCAAUCGUGUCGCCAAACGUGUCAGAUACACACGAGGCUCUCGCGCAGGGAGCGGAGGCUUCAAUCCCGUCCACUGACGUCAUCGACGGUGCUUCACAAUUCGGGCCGCAGCUCCAGAAUGGCCUCUCUGAACUUCUCUUACAACAUGGCGAUUGUCCCGGAUUGACUGCCGGAGGGGAAGACUGGGCCUUCCAGGGUGUUGACAUGGCCUUCUUCGAUAGCCUGAUGAGGAGCACGGGAAGUGAGGGGAAUAAAGGUGCCGAGUGGACAAGGUGACGCGAGUAAGCUUGAGCAGUAAGACAUGAAGCAAAAACGGGCGAAGCGCAGCACAAAGGACCAGCCAAGAGAUGGCGGUAAGAGCUGAAGACAGAGAAUAAGCGGGAAGGGUGCGAUGCAAGGGCGCAGUGUCUCAACAGCACACGCAUUGUCAGAGUGAGAUGAAUGUUAGACUACAAGGCACGAUGUCAGCCUGCUGUCUUACUACGAGGCGGUCAGGCUGUCGAAGACACAGCAGCCGACUCUUGGUCUCACAGCCCGUAGCAAUGAGACAGACGAGCCCUUUACGAGAGUGGGAGUUGGGC